Messenger RNA from Drosophila elegans, 3118 nucleotides. RefSeq names its product serum response factor homolog (gene bs). The record is from RefSeq and is a predicted model, not a curated record. Gene Ontology annotation, biological process: positive regulation of transcription by RNA polymerase II. NCBI's taxonomy places the organism in Eukaryota, Metazoa, Arthropoda, Insecta, Diptera, Drosophilidae. Gene Ontology annotation, molecular function: protein dimerization activity; RNA polymerase II cis-regulatory region sequence-specific DNA binding; DNA-binding transcription factor activity, RNA polymerase II-specific.
GCCAUCUGAAGCACAACGUCAGCCAUCGAUCGCAAGUUUAGCUCGUCGUUUCGAAUCGUAUUUGGAAUUAACCACAAUAAAAUCGCCACAAAUAAAGUAAACAGUCCAAACAAGUGCCUAGCGACAAAUAAGCAAACUUAAUGCAGCGCAUACGGAACAAACAAACCACACAAAUAUUUCCCAUAAAUAUUUCCCAUAACUGCACGGCGUUCAAAUAAAUCAAAAAAGGAUUUUUAUAACAAAAAUUUGAAGAAAAACGGAAAUUAAAAAAAGGAGACACUAAGAGGAAGACUUGAGAGCUAAAAUAAAAAUUAGUUAAAAGACAAAGCCAUAAAAAGACAAAAUAAAUUAAAGGAAGGAAGCAGCAUUCAAAAAUAGAGGAAUAAACAACCUUCAAUGAUAACGAUAAAAAAGAAACUGACAAAAUAAAAUUAAACUUAAAUACUUUAAAAGAAAGACAACAGCUCGAAAAAUUGAUCAGCAAAAUAAAAACAACUAAACUAGAGGAUAAAUAAAAAAAAAUCAGGAAGUAAAUCGCUUAAAAUAUUAUACCUGAAACAAAGUUAAAUAAAUAAAUAAAUAAUCAGCAUGAAGCAAUAAAUUAAAUUUAAACACAAAGCCAUAUAGAAACUCAACGCCAUAAAUAAAGCAACUUAAACAAACAGUCAAGCAAAACCUACAACUUACAACAACAAACAAGAACUCUGUAUUUUGCAACAAAUUUCAAAUUAACCGCCAAACGACUUUGCUUUGCAACACUCGAACGCUGCAUCCCUGGACUUCCGCCACAUUCCAACACUGCAGGACUGUCAGCUGUCAAUUUUCCUGUGUGUGUGUGUGUGCGUGCGUGUGCGUGUUGCAAAACGUCGGCGUUGCACUUAAAAAAUUCGCGUUUCUGGCCAAAAACCCGGGUUGUCCGAUUACCGGGCCAAAAGCGUUAGGCCCCCAGGCAACCGGGCCAAAGAAAACCGCACGAGAAACGCGCUCCCCGUUGCCAGUACAUACUCAAUAAGCGAAAAACGCCAGCAAAACGCGCGCGUUGUUCUGUUUUUGUGUGUAGUUUUAUUUUUGGAAUAUAGAAGAAGAAAAAAGAAGAAAAGCGAUCCGCAGCAAUCCGAGGAAAGUAGUACUAUAAAGCGAAAGAAAAGUGUGCCGCAGCCCCGAAAACCCAAGCAAUAAUAGACGCGCGCGGUGCCUUGGAUUUCUACGGCUCCACGGUGGAGAACUUUUACCUCAGAAUGGAUCCGACGCGGGGCGACUCGCGCUACAACCUGAACUACUCGAUGAGUAGUAUCGGGUUGAGCCUGACGGAUCCGGCGGACAUGUACGGCAAUGCCGCCCUGGGCGGGGCACGCCCCCCCUCCGGCGGUCUGCUGCAGAACAUGGGCGGCGGUGUGCCGCCCAUGCAGCGACCAAAUCCGGCGGGCGGCGGCGGCGGAGCACCCCCUCCACAAUGCCAAACGCUCCACAGCCCACAACACGCCUCCCAACAGCAGCAGCAGCAACAGCAGCAACAACAACAGCAGCAGCAGCAACAUCAGCAGCAACAACAGCACCCCCAGCAGCAACAACAACAGCAACGGGGACUUAAACGUUCCGGCAGCGAUUGCUACGAGGAUCACCAUCGCUCCACCGGCGGAGGACUCACGCUCCAAGGACUGGACAACGUGUCCAGCGGUCCAGUGGUCGACGACACCGUGGACAGCUAUAACCCACUGCCCAACAAGAAAUCACCGCCCGCCAAUGGCAAAAAGACAAAGGGACGUGUCAAAAUCAAAAUGGAAUAUAUCGACAACAAGCUGCGUCGCUACACGACCUUCUCCAAGCGCAAAACGGGCAUCAUGAAGAAGGCCUACGAGCUGUCUACGCUGACCGGGACACAGGUGAUGCUGCUGGUGGCCAGCGAGACGGGCCACGUGUACACAUUUGCAACGCGCAAGCUGCAGCCGAUGAUCACCUCGGAGGCGGGCAAGCAGCUCAUCCAGACCUGCCUCAAUUCGCCGGAUCCGCCCAGCGUCGGCGGCGGCGACCAGCGGAUGUCGGCCACCGGGUUCGAGGAGACGGAGCUCAGCUACAACAUCGCCGACGAGGACUCGAAAGAUGACCGAUCGCCCACUUCGUCGGGCAACGAAUCGGAUGAUUCGUCGGAUGUGGAGAUGCCCGUGGAGGCAGCCGAGGUGGUGGCCGCCAAGUUAACGGCCAGCAAAACAGAGGCAUCAGCUCCUCCAGUCACAUCUUCAGCGGCUGCCUCAUCUUCGUCAACUUCUGGCAGCAAGGCCAUGCCAGCAUUGAACUAUCAGACUGAGAACACCGGACCCUCGACCUCCACAGCAGCUGGAGGAGGAGGAGGAGGGGGCGGAGGAGCGGCCCCGGCGGACAGCAAGUAUGUCUACCCAGCUGCCUCGUUUGCCAACAUACCGCAGAAAAUGCUGAGGCAACUUAUACAAACAGGACACUUGCAGCUCCACGCUGAAGAGGAUGGCAAUCAGUAUGUAACCAUACCACUCAGUUCCACGGCGGCCAACCUGAUCAAAAGCAAUAAGUUACAGGCUUCAGGAGGAUCGGCUUCAGGAGGAGGCACCGCAUCGAAAAGCGAUCCCAGUGCCGAGAAACCCUUGAGCAUCAAACAGGAAUACGAUUAGCCCCCUGCCACGCCCACUGCCUAUCCCAUACCGAGAACUGCGUUUAUCCACACUUGCCCACAACAUCUGAAAAGAAAAUCAUCAGCAGGAGAUUACCAUCACACAACCACUAUUCUCUUAAAGUCUAUCCAAAGUUUUCGUAGACGAUCGCCGGCUAAGUCUAAGUCAUACUAUAUCUACUAUAUCGCAUAUAUACUAUUUUUAUACCUAUACAAGAAAAAAGGAGAAGAAAAGAACCCUGAUGCCAGCGGCAUAUCUACAUACGUAAGUUUUAAAAGUUUUGCAAGUUAUGCAUCGUAAAGGCAUUACACUGAUAUCGAGAUGAUUAAUGAUCGAUGAUAAAUGAGAAAUGGAAAACAAGGAUGAUAUGGAUGUUCCUAAAUCGCAGAGAUCAUGUUGCUUUGUUACUAGUUUAUAUUGUUUUAUUAUACAAUACAUAAAUACAUAUAAACCACUUUUUUUGCAUAAAAUCAAAA